GACGACCAAGAAGUCAUGAUGACCUCAUUGGAUAUCAUGCUCUGGAAUGUACAGGGCUCUUCCAGAGCAGACACAGCAUCAUCGGUGUUUAAUCACCUGACGCUGCACGGCCCUACCCUUGCUCUCCUCACGGAGACGAACGGCGACGACGGAGAAGUCGUCGCCCUCACCGCCCGUUACCCAAACAGGGCGGUCACCAACGCCUCGGGCAGAGGCACUGGUGUCGGCCUGGUGAAGCCCUUGGGCUCCACCCUCAAGGCAGACACUCUCUUCGCCGACAGGCUUGGCCGCACAUUGUUGGUCCGUGUGAACGAGCCAAACUACACCAUUACGAUCCUGUUGGUGUACGCGCCUGCCUCGAAUGCUGGCAGGUUGGACUUUGUCACCACCCUGCAGAACUCUCAAGCGAUCUUUGACAACGACAUCGACGUGAUCGCAGGCGACUUCAACACGUGCGCAACUGAUCGUGACGACUUCACAUUGUUCAUCAACGAGCUGGCAGCCCUCAACGAUCUUGUUGACACCGGCGCCCAUGAUAACAUCCCCACCCACAAGUCGUUGUCGAGCGGUACGGAGAAACGCCUCGACCGACUGUACGUCCGGUCCACCCUGGUGGGCCCUCACCGCGCCAAGGUAGAUGUAUCCCAUGCGCACACCAAGUCAGAUCAUCACCCCGUACUGAUAACAGUAUACCCAAAACAGAUCACCCCAACAGGACACAGAUGGAUACUGAGGAAGGAAACGCUUGCGWCUCCUGCCGCGAUGGACUUGGUCCACGGCACUCUCAGUCGCAUCACACCCUCUGGUCUGUCCACUUGGCUCAGCAUCAAAGAGGCGCUCAUCUCGCGGCUCAAGGCGGAGCAGGCUCGCAACGCCGGCGAGCGAAGGAGGAUCAUAGUGGAACUCAAACGCUACCUCGCUCGCCCGCCACCAGGGGCCACACCACACCGGCUUGAUCAGUCCAGGCUAGCCGACCUCCUCGAGUCUGCAAAGGUCGAGAAGGAGGCACAACGAAGGGACGCUGAGCUUGGCAUGGAAAUGCCAAGCAAGUACCUCACUCGCAUCGCCAAGGGUAGGAAGACCGUUGAUCUGAUCACCGAGAUCUACGGCGAGGAUGGCGCCGCCACCUCUGACCCUCCCGAGAUACGCAAGGCAUUCCACUCGUUCUACUCCAAGCUCUACACCAAGGGCGCCGACGACGCCGAUGAGCAUGAGAGACUACUGUCCCACUGGAGCCCGGACCGCCAAGACAAGCAAGGUGACCCUCUCUCCCCGACGCUCUUUGUGCUGGUCAUUGAGGCACUGGCAGCAGCAAUCAACGCCGACCAAUCCAUCGUGGGCCUGCCUGUGUCACCGCCCCUCAAGGUCAAGCUUCUCCAGUUUGCCGACGACACUGCAGCGCUCACCAGGUCACUCGAGGAACUCUUGAGAGUGAUUGAAUGGUUCAAGGUCUUCUGCAAAGCCACCUCGUCAGCCAUCAAUGUCGACAAGUCUGUCCACAUUGUCCUGGGCGAUGCACCAACGUCUGAACUCCCCUACCCAGUGGCCACCGAACCUGAAAGGUACUUGGGCGUCAACUUCACCAAGCAGGGCAUCUACUCCAAGUUCAAGACUCUCAUCAGCUCCCUCCGCGGCAGACUCUCGCUCUUCAAGUCUGAAAGCACCACACUGCGGUCUAAGGUUGCAGCUAUCAAGUCUUACGCCCUCCCCCCUCUGAUGUACCACUUCUAUCUGGACUCACCGACCAAGUGGCAGAUCAAGAAGAUCGAUAACCUCACCAAAUGGUUCAUCUCAGCCCCCAAGGCCACCGCCUACGGCUCCAGCUUCAUCAACACGAUGGCACUGGACCGCGCCAGCUUCCAUUGGGAUGAAGGUGGCCUCAACCUCUGGGACAUUGGGCUCAGAUCAAUUGCCUACAAGGUUUGGGUGUUCAAUCGUUUCCUCAACACCCCAGCCCACCUCACCCAUGGCUACCUGGACUCGUGGAGAACUCAACACCGCAACGCCAGGAAGUGCCUGGGCGGCAAGUUCACUGGUCUCUUCCUCAAGUUCCACACACCUUGGAUGGAGUUCCGCUCUGCCCACCUCUCCAGCCAUAGCGACAAGGUACCACUCUUGGACAAUAAUGGUAUCACCCUCAGUCUGAAAGACAUCUAUGCCAUCCUCUGGAAGGCAAAGUAUGGCUCAAUCAGACUGACCGAGGGUCAAUGGCAGCUCAGUGUCUUCCACGGCCUCAAGCUCCCAGACAUCUUCAAGGUCAUCAGCACCCUGAGAGGACCUUCUUCACGCAACGCCCUCUUCAGGUUCUUCUCCCAUACUCUCCCGAUCAAUCAUAUGAGAGCAGACGCUGACUGCACUCUCUGUGGCAACUCCUGCACRGACCAACCCUACAAUCACUUCUUCUUUGACUGCAGCAAAGUGGCGACCCAAGAAGCCAUGCGCCCAGCCUUAGACUUGGUGAAGCAACGCUCUGGUAUCAACGUCAGAGAAUGGAACAUCAAAGCACUGGACAUCUCCACGAAGUCUCGUCGCCCCAACCUUCCAUUCAUCCACCUCAUGGCAAUCAUUGUCAACUACCUCUGGCACUACAUCGCCAACCACCUCUUUGGCAACAAGGAGGCCCCGUUGGCCAAGCUCA
Acytostelium subglobosum LB1 is the source of this 2638-nucleotide messenger RNA. RefSeq lists its product as hypothetical. Lineage: Eukaryota; Evosea; Eumycetozoa; Acytosteliales; Acytosteliaceae. The annotation marks the transcript as partial. Gene Ontology annotation, molecular function: catalytic activity. The transcript has 3 exons. The record is from RefSeq and is a predicted model, not a curated record.